Messenger RNA from Mangifera indica (mango), 1133 nucleotides. RefSeq names its product expansin-A4-like. The record is from RefSeq and is a predicted model, not a curated record. The transcript is spliced from 3 exons. Gene Ontology annotation, cellular component: extracellular region. Lineage: Eukaryota; Viridiplantae; Streptophyta; Magnoliopsida; Sapindales; Anacardiaceae. Gene Ontology annotation, biological process: plant-type cell wall organization. Bases 235 to 984 code for a protein of 249 amino acids.
AUAAAAAUAAAAAAAGUAACAGCAAAGAACAUACUAUUAAUUUAUCUAAGUUUCAACAAACUCUUGAGAAAUAGAUGUGGAGAUCCCACUUAGUUCAUCAGUUGGGGUAGGCCCCUUGGCCGCCUCUUUUCUACGCUUUCCUCCAUUUGCUUAUAUGUAUAUACACACUCUCUGAUCCACCAUUUCAUAACACAAACUAGUUUAAUUACAUCAACUCUUUCAAAAACCAGUUCAAUGGCGCCUCAAGCCUUCUCCCUCCCUAUUCUUCUCUUCAUUGUCUACUUCCACCGCACCGCUGCUGAUUACGGCGGCUGGCAAAGCGCCCACGCCACCUUCUAUGGCGGCAAUGACACAUGUGGCACAAUGGGAGGAGCAUGUGGAUAUGGGAAUUUAUACGAUCAAGGAUAUGGGGCGAGCACCACAGCACUAAGCACAGCGUUGUUCAAUAGCGGUUCGACUUGUGGAGCUUGUUUUGAACUGAAAUGUGAAAAUGAUCCGCAAUGGUGCCUCCCUGGUUCAGUUAUUGUGACUGCUACAAACUUUUGCCCACCUAACUAUACUUUGCCGAGUGGCCAAGGAGGGUGGUGUAAUCCUCCUCGCCAACACUUCGAUAUGUCUGUGCCUGCUUUCUUGAAAAUUGCACAAUACCGCGCUGGAAUAGUGCCUGUGUCAUUUAGAAGGGUUCCUUGCGUGAAGAAAGGAGGAAUAAGAUUUACAAUAAAUGGGAACCCAUAUUUCAACUUGGUUUUGAUCACGAACGUUGGUGGAGCCGGAGACGUUCGAUCAGUUUCAAUCAAAGGGUCUAGAACUGGGUGGCAACCCAUGUCAAGAAACUGGGGCCAAAAUUGGCAGAGUAAUUCAUACCUCUACGGGCAAGGGCUCUCUUUUCAAGUCACCACCAGUGACGGUAGAACUGUCACUAGUUACAACGUGGCGCCGGCUAAUUGGCAGUUUGGACAAACCUUCGAAGGGGGUCAAUUUUAACAUAUUUUCUUGUGUUUAUAAAGUUGAAAGGGUGAAAAUCCUGAGGUGCUAAAGAAUAAUCAAGCGCUCGCAUAUAAUGAAAUAGCUUUAAAAAAAAAAGUUAUUAAUAUAAAUAAAAAAAUAUUAUUAAUAUAAAUAAGUUUUACAUA